AACGCCUGCACUGUUACAUCACGUUGUGUAGAAUGCUGCACUCACUGCCAAGUGAUGCAAGACUGUGAUAAUGGGCGCUCCGCCCACCCGCAUAAAUAGUGCGUGGGAAACAGGCAUCGAACAUUUACAGCAUAGUUAGUGGCUGAGAGCUGUAAAGAUGACGGAUAUCGAAGACUUGCUGCCCCAGAAUUUUGCCUAUGUCAUCCUGACUUUCAUCUACAGCUAUGUAAUGCUGAUGUACCUCGGUAUAAAUGUGGGGAAAGCAAGGAAGAAGUAUGGAGUGAAGGUAUAGUAGGUGCACGCUUUUCCCUGGAGACACUGCAUUGUUUACUUGUUUUUUAGUAAAAGUUUAUCUGCUGCCACGCUCAGGAGUCCAUUUGUAAAUAUUAUUUUUGUGGUAUACUAAAAAAAAAAAAAAAAAAAGCUUAUUCACUAAACUCCUGAUUGUCAUACAUUUUCUUUUAAAAAUAAUCAGUAUGUGACAAUCUAGGUCAGUUCUUUCAAGCCAUUGGAAAUUGUAUUUGUUACAGUUGGGAGUUUAGAGAAUAUACCGCUAGUACUUGCAAAACACUUGAAAUGUUUUCAGAAACAUGUUAAGAUGCAUAUUUAUCUGCAGAAAUACAACUGAGCUCUGAGUCCAACCCUCAAAACAGACCAGGUUUAAAGUUCUCUAUUUUUGAGCACUCCAGGCUUGAUCCAACUACCCCACCCACACACAUAUUAAAUGCAUUAUAGAGACAACACAUCAAAUAUGUUUAGAAAAGAUGAGAUGCUCAACUCAGAAUGUCCCAGAUUUGCUGCUAAUCAGAACUGAGAAGGAAUGCGCACUCUCAGUGGGUUACUCCGACUCUAUUUGCCGCUUUUUUCCCCAAAUAAUACCCUAAAAUAAUGUUAUAAAAGUUACCUUUCCACUCCCUGACUGACGUCAUUGCAGUCGUCGCAAGGUCCUGAUUGGACUUUCUAACCUGUUUAGAGCAUAUGUGCAUUGUCUGCGCCGACAAGAGAAAAGGAGGGGGCGGUGAGGAUAUGAGGGGCGAUUAAAACGGAGGGUAUAGGGAAGCUGGAGGGUUAACCCCUUGCAGGCUGUGUCUGAAAGGGAAAAGCAUUGCCAACGUGCAGUGUGUAGUGACGACAAAAUUAUUUUUUGCACAGAAUUGACAUUUGGCAAUUUGGAACAGAGUUCAAAAUGAAUUUGUUGGGGUCAUAAUAAACUGCUGGGCAAAGCGUUCCAUACACCUCACUUUUGGAUCGAACGUUCAGGGAGAGCCUUUCAGUGAUACACAGACGACGUGUUUCAAUUUGGGCUACUACCAAUGUAUCCAGACUCAGGCAAAUAUAUUUAUAGACAGAAGUUACAGCAAAAGUAAUAUGACAAGAUCACAUCAGGUAAACACGAUAUUGCUUAUUCAGCAACCAACAACAUGUAUUUCUAGUAGCGAGGUCAAAGGUUCUCAUUGAUGGUCGGCAACAGGUUCAAACUAGAUUAUUUCACGAAUACGCUGCCCAUUUACACUAAUCAUGUAUUUACUUUUUUAACCCUUUCAAUAGCUGAUUUGGAUAACUAGAACAAUUUUUUAAUAUAUAUAUCCACACAACAUACAAGAUCCAGCGCACUCGCUGAUUUACUAAACAGCAAUUUCAAAUCUCACAGAAUGAUAGUUUUAUUUAAAAACAUCUUACCUAAGAAAUAAUUACCGGGGGAUUUAGUUAUGCUAUGAUCAUACAUUACAUAAGCCUGCCACAACGUCAAUGUACCUCAUUCUUGGCAGUUCAUCCUCUUAUGCCGAAUGACCGCUAGAGUAGGACCUGCCAAGAAUGAGUAACAUUGACGUGGUGGCGGGCUUAUGCAAUGUAUGAUCAUAUACUGUAACUAAACCCCCAUCAUUUUUUUGCCUAGGUGAGGUUUUUAAAUAAAACUAUAGCAUUCUGUGAGACAUGAAAUUGAUGUUUAGUGAAUGAGCGAAUGUGUUGGAUUUUGUAUGGUAUAUAAAUGGGCCCCAGCAGCACCCUAUAAUGUAUGCUCAGGUGAGUGCAGAUAUAUUAUAUAUAGAUAUAUAAUUUGGACUGUUGAAUACCGUGACCAUUUCAGCCAUUUAGGAGUAGUAGGAAUUUGAGCACAAUUUUUAUUUCUAUGUUUUGUUUGAAUCCCUAAUUAUUCAUUCUUUCACGAAUAACCCGGUUUGUUUAAAUAAAAUACGUUUACUUUUAUAGGGAGGAUAGUCAUUGCUGUAACAUCGUAUCAUGUGUGAUUUAACCCCUUAGCGACUGAGGACGGUUCAGGACCGUCAUCGGCAUUUUUGCCUUGAGGACCGAUGACGGUCCUGAACAGUCCUAACGGUCUGGGGGUACUUACCUGAUCGCCGUCGUUCCCCCGGCGGCGAUCAGCGUUGCUCCGGUUGUGGGGAGACUGCCUGCAGCCCAGACAGUCUCCCCACACUGGAUUAGGACCCCUGUGGCCAUGUGAUCGCUUAACACAGCGAUCACAUGGUCACAAUAGGUGUCCAUAGUGCUGCCUGCAGGGGGACUGCCUGUGCUGACAGGCAGUCUCCCUGCUAGUGUAAAAUCAAAAAAAAAAAUAAAGUUAAUGGUAAUACAAAAAAUAAUAAUAAUUAUAUAUGUGUAUAAAUAUGAUAUAUAGACAUAUUAUAUCUAUAUAUGUCUAUCAUAUAUAUAAAUGUCAUACUAAGUGUAUUUUUAUAUUAAUAUGUACUUAUAUUAAUAUAAAUACACUUAUAAUUAAAUUACGCACUAUAUAUAAUAUAUAAUAACUAUAUAUAUUGUGUGUAUAUAUAUAUUAUUAUAAAAUAUAAAUAAGUAAUUUAAAUUAAAUAAAUUUAAAAUAAUAAUAAAAAAAUUAAAAAUUAUCUAUAUGAAAUUUUAUUCUAACUGUAUUUUAAAAUUAAUAUAUAUAUAUAUAUUUAUAUCAAAAUACACUUAGAAUGAAUUUGUAUAUAUAUCUAUGUAUAUAAAAAUAAUAAGAAAUAUACAUAUGUCCAUAUACAAAUUACAUAAAUAAUUAUAUAAAUAUACACGUAGACUUCAAAUAUAUAAAUAUGCAUAUAUAUUUAAAUUCUACAUGUGUAUUUAUGUAAUAUUUUUACAUAAUUCAGUAAUUUUAUUGAUUGCAAUUUGAGGGACCUGCCUGCCAACCCAGGCCGAAAUUCCAGAGAAUUGAAUUUGCUAGCACUGUAUUUUACCCUGUAACGCUCUACGACACCCUAAAACCUGUACAUGGGGGGUACUGUUUUACUCGGGAGACUUCGCUGAACACAAAUAAUAGUGAUUCAAAACAGUAAAACAUAUCACAGCGAUGAUAUUGUCAGUGAAAGUUACUUUUUUUGCAUUUUUCACACACAAACAGCACUUUUACUGAUGAUAUAAUUGUUGUGAUACGUUUUCCAGUUUUUAAACACUACUAUUUGUGUUCAGCGAUGUCUCCCGAGUAAAACAGUACCCCCCAUGUACAGGUUUUAUAGCAUUUUUGAACGUUACAAGGUCAAAUAUAUGGGUCAAAUAUUUUUACAUUGAAAAUGGCCAGGUUGGUUACGUUGCCUUUGAGAGCGUAUGGUGGCCCAGGAAUGAGAAUUACCCCCAUGAUGGCAUACCAUUUGCAAAAGAAGACAACCCAAGGUAUUGCAAAUGGGGUAUGUCCAGUUGUUUUUAGUAACCACUUGGUCACAAACACUGGCCAAAAUUAGCGUUCAAUUUAGUUUUUUUACUUUUUCACACACAAACAAAUAUGAAUGCUUACUUUGGCCAGUGUUUUCGACUAAGUGGCUACUAAAAAAGACUGGACAUACCCCAUAUUGAAUACCCUGGGUUGUCUACUUUAAAAAAAAUAUGUACAUGUGGGGUGUUAUUCAGAGAUUUAUGACAGAUAAUAGUGUUAUAAUGUCACUAUUGAUAAAUUUAAAAAAUUUAUGUUUUGAAACUGCAAUAUUCUACUUGUACCUAUAGCCAUAUAACAUGCAAAAAAAAGCAAAAAAGCAUGUAAACACGGGGUAUUUUUAAACUCAGGACAAAAUUUUGAAUCUAUUUAGCAGUUUUUUUUAAUUCGCUUUUGUAGAUGAGUAAAAGAUUUUUCAAGUAAAAGUCAAAAAACAUGUAUUUUUUUCAAUUUUUCAUCAUAUUUUUUUAUUUUUUUUAAAUUAAAAUACAUGAGAUUAUAUAAAUAAUGGUAUGUAAAGAAAGCCCCUUUUGUCCUGAAAAAAACAAUAUAUAAUUUGUAUGGGAACAGUAAAUGAGAGAGCGGAAAAUUCCAGCCAAACACAAACACCACAAAAGUGUAAAAAUAUGCCUGGUCGCAAAUGUACAACAUCGCAAAAACAGUCCAGUCUUUAAGGGGUUAACAAUAUUUAGUUUGAAUUUUCACUUGUGACAGGUUUCUUUGUAGUUCUAGAUCUCUUCUUCUUGGUGUUUCUUAAAAACCACUCAUUUCACGUUGCAAAAAUGCUUGUCAUGCUGACUACACAGAAAAUUCUGUAAUUGAACUUUUAACCAGUUGUCUAAUACUACAGAACACAACCCUGUAGAAACCUGUUAGACUAGAAAGAGAUUCAGGGAAAACAUUCAAUAUGUAGUAUUGAAUAGUAUCAGCUAACAAUAUAUAGCAUUUGAAAUUCAACAAAACAAUAAGUUAGUAAAAUUUGGAAACUGAAAUGAGCACCUUCCAAAUAUGAUUCUGUAACCUCUAUAAAUCAUGGAAACUGUGUAUUAUCGGCAUCAGUAUUGUGCUCAGUAGCGCAGCUGAAUUGUUUUAUUUUAACAGUUCCUCAUACCCUCAUCAGACUCACAAAAUUCAUAGCAACUACGCAUAGUGUGUGCAAAAAUAGAGAUCUAUAGAAAUCUAUACAUUGUGUCCAUUAUUCUAUUUUGGAUGGGUAGGCAGGUAGAUUUAAUCCAGGUGUUUUCCCCACCAAGUUUGCAUAUGUAUCCUGUGCACAAAAUUUACAGUGGGACUGUGACCUCAAAACCACCGUGGACAGGGUAUUAAAAGAGCUUAAAGACUUAGUAAAGGAAUAUUUCGAAUUCCAUUUCCUAGCUGUUUUUUUGUAUUUCAACAUAUUUCAUUUUCCAUGAUAGAGAAGAUUUCAUGUAAUUGAAUUGACGAUGGCCACAAAAGUUCUAAUCUCAAAAUACUGGCUUAAACAGGAUAUCCCCUCUUGGCUACAGGUUGUAAAUCAGGUUGAAUAACCAUGUAACAUGGAAAAGGACAUCUAUCAGGAAAAUAUUAAAUGGUAUGAUAAAAAAAAUGGACACCUUGGCUGGGACGGCUUAUAUUAAAACAAGACUAGUCCUUUCUUUACAACCUUUAUCAUUUGUACUAAAGUCUAACGGGCCAAUAGCCUCGUCAGGGACUAUUAAUAAAUACUCCCAACUUAUUUGUCUAAUACAAUCUAAUAUUAAAAUAUAUAUAUAUUUUUUUUCCUCUUUCUUUUCCCCCUUUCAUCCCAACGUCUCCAGAUGGCCAGCAGUUCCCUUCUGUUAUAGUCCAUUGUCAAUGUAAUGUCAUGUUGUCAUUUUAUACGAAACAAUCAAAGUAUGCCAAUUUAGUUAUUUAAAGGGACACUAUAGCCACCAAAAUAACUACAGCUUAAAGGGACACUAUAGUCACCAGAACAACUGAAGCUUAAUGUAGUUGUUCUGGUGAGUAUAAUAGCUCCCUUCAGGCAAUUUCAUGUAAACACUGCCUUUUCAAAGAAAAGGCAGUGUUUACAUUGCCCAUAGGGAAAUACAUUGCAUACAUUGCCCAUAGGGAAACCUCCAAGUGGUCACUCCUCAGAUGGCCACUGAAGGGUUUCCUGGCUCCAGGCUGCACAGUAAGCAGCCCAGUCGUUCAGUGUCCUAAUGCUCUGCAUGGGGACGCUGAAUUUUCCUCAGAGAUACAUUGAUUCAAUGCAUCUCUAAUGAGGAGGAGGUGCUGAUUGGCCAAAACGGCAUUUGGCCCCGCCCUGUUGCUGAUUUUAGAUAAUCCAAUGCUUUUCCCAUGGGUUUUCACUAUAGGGUCAGGAAUACAUGUUUGUGUUCCUGAACCUAUAGUGAUCCUUUAAUAUUUGUUCUGGUGAAUAUAAUCAUUUCCUCCAGGCAUUUUCAUGUAAACCCUGCCUUUUCAGAAAAAAGGCAGUUUUUACUUUGCCGUCUAGGGACACCACCAGUGGCCACUCCUCAGAUGGCUACUAGAGGUGCUUCCUGAGGCAGUGCUGCAUAGUGUGCAGGACUGCCAUUCAGUGUCCCCAGUGUGUUUUUUUUCUCAGAGAUGCAUUCGAAUCUCUAUGCGGAGGUGCUGAUUCGUUUGGCCCCACCACCAUCCUGCCUCUUUGCUGAUUUCAGCGAAUGAAUUGGCUUAAAUUAUAACUUCUGAUGAUGUAAGCAAGGAGGCAGAACUGGGGCGGGGCCAGCGCCAGCAGAUCCACACGCCUCUGUAAAUAAGGUGAGUUUUAACCCUUUAUAAGAGGAAAAGGGGGCCCUAUAGAAAACACUAUAGGGUCAGAAAUACAUGUUUGUGUUCCUGACCCUAUAGUGUUCCUUUAACCCCUUAAGGACACAUGACAUGUCAUGAUUACCUUUUUAUUACAGAAGUUUGGUCCUUAAGGGGUUAAAGUCAAUUGUGUGUUUUGUCAAAGAAAGGAUGGGAGAAGAAAUAUAUUAAGGUCAGAGGGUGAAAUGAACCCAGUUAUCUAAAGAACAAGGAUUGGACAAGUGCCCUGACCACUAGAUGGAAACGGAGUAAAAACUUAAAUCUUUAUUGGGUAUCUGUUAAGAAGAAUAAGAAAUAUAGUAGUAAACUUGAAAACAAUGAUACACACACACACACACACACACACACACACACCUCAUGUUAACCAAGGUAUUUACAAGUGUGCAUAGAUACAAGUAUAAAACAUAUAACUAACUACAUACAAAGAAUGUCCAAUGGUGUGAGUCUAAAUGUUGUAAACACAGAACCUUAUCUUAAUUGUUGUAGGGUAUUAAGUCUAAAGGUAAUAUUGGCUCUGUGACAAGCUGUUAGAUCUAACUCUGUGUACAAGUUGGGCAACUUGUGCAAAGUCUCUAUUCCUGCAGCAUCCUAGUGAAACCUAGCAAACUGAAGAGCAACAAUGUUGCAAGCAGGUUAUCUAGAUACAAAGCCAAGGAGAAACCUCAACUAAAUAGUGCUAUCAAAUGAGCAUAUAUUACCACGUUAGUUUACUCUAAAAUCUACACCAAACUAAUGCAUGUGGUCCUCCAACACUCUAAAAGUAAGUAUCACUGUCUUGUGCCCAAAGGGGCACCCGGGUUGGGAAUAUAAGCCAAAGCUAAUAGUCUCUUGGAUACAAAAUAAUGUGUUGGCAGAGCAAAAAAGACAUACGGCACUGCUACUAUACCUCUAUUCUGUGCCUUCAAGGACACCAGGGCUUGACAUCCAAAGUGAACUCUCCCUAAUAACAGCAGUGCGGUAAUAUAACGAGCAUACCUGAACCUGUCGAAACAAGAGAGAAGGGGGAUCCUGCCUUCUCUGAAUUGUCGAGUGGUAUGAAUACUAUGACGCCAGAAUCGGCUACGAUCUAAGGUGUCCAAAGUAUAACUGAGCCCCGACGCGCGUUUCCCCGGUUGGGCGAAGAAGAGCCGCGUUUUGUCAACUUAAGCUUUUCCCAUAAGACAAAGUAAUUCCUGCUUGAUCGUAUGAUAGCUUUUAUUAGCAUGGCCAAUAUGGACAAAGCAGCCAAGAAAUUUUUUUUUUUUUUUUAUUCUUUAUUUUUGUUAUGCAGGUGAGUACAAGGCGCAUACAUACGCCACAACAGAGUAUAUUUAUGGUUAAACAUAGGUUAAACUGUGGCAUGGAAAAAUUUGCACAUUUUUGUUUUAAAUAACAAAGUAAUCUAGGCACACAUGUUCAAGUGAUAACAAUCCGUAUGAGAUCGAACGUGCUUGCAGCAUCCUGACCGCCUUGGUAUUUAGAGAUUGUACUUAAGAAUAAUACAGUAACAUGGUAUAAACAGUUGCACCAGUCUGCGAUUCUGUGCCAUGAUGACUAAUGUAUUUAGAUAAUCAGGCAUUAACUAUAGCAAUAACAAGCUAUUGAAUAAGCUGUCACAUUUUUGUCAUGAGUGACUUCAUAGACAUGUCCUAGGAGGACAAAGCAAUAGCUCUUAGUCUGCACUUUUUUGUUACUUAUGCACCAAGUGCCACUGCUGGUGUGUGGAAGAAUAACAGGGUGAAACUGGGGGUUAAGUACGGUUUGCAUAACCUGGAUUAGAUAAAGGGGCCUAUGCCUAUAUGUACAUGCUCGGGGACGAUGCCAUUGUAUGCUGAGUGGAUGAAACCGCUAAGCUAUGCAGAGAGUGGAUGUACAUUUAUAAGCUCAAUGUUGGUUGUCAGUGAGGGGACACAUAAGAUGCACAUUAAAAUUAAGAUCCAGACAGGGAUGACAAAGUGGAAUGUAAGUGGUUAACCUGGAAUACUCUUGAACUGGGGAUUACUAAAGAGCAUGUUAAGCUUGCAUUCAGCUACCAUAGUUAUGGCAUGUAGCAUAGUGCUUGACUUGGUUGUCAGCCUAUCCCCAUCAUAGGGAAUUUACUGUCCCACAGAGCAUGGGCUUGCAAACCCACAGCCGGAGGUGGUAGCUGCUGAUCUCGCUUGUGCAGGUGCCUUUCUCCCUUCUCCUCGGCUCUCUGCUUGUCGUUCAUGUGUUUCAAGGGGCUGUAUGGCUGUGGAGCUCCACGGCUCACCGCUUGUCUGCUCAUUGCCUUUCGUUGCGCGGCUUGUUUUGCGGCACGUGGGCGCUUCCUCCGCCGUCUCAGGCGUAGCGGGCCUCUGGCGAGUGCUGUCGGGCUGCUUGGUGUGUGACAGGUAGGUCGCAUAGGAGUUAUCACGGUCUCGUGUAGUGUCUGCUUGGCCCUUAGCUUCUCCCAAAAUGCUUCGAUGAGGGCAUCCAGGCGCUGGAGAGUAGUGGAUACCACUCCUCCUUGGGUGAGGGCCACCGCGGCGUCCGCCAUCUUAGGGAGACCUUUGGCGGUAAUGUCGGCUUCUAAGGUACUGCCGUGGCUCCUUGGUGGGUCACGAGAGCCUGCCGGGUGGGGACCGGGAUAACCCCCACCGGUCCAAAGGGGGGGGCAGCGGGGUAUCAGUAGCUCGCUUGGGGCUCCGGCAGCACCUGUCCGAGAGAGCGGCCGCCUCUCCCCCCCCAGGGCGCCCACUAGGCCCCAUUGCAUCUUGGCUACCAGAUCGCUUGAGAGGGCUGCAGGGUGUGUUCCUCGGUCCCUCUGUCAUGUCAUAGGACUGAGAGGGGGUAUCAGGCUUAGGUAUAGUCGCUGGAUUAGCUCAGGAUCUCAGUUUGUACAUUACGUUCCAGGGAGCUCCCCAGAAACACGUCUAGUCGCCAUGCUGGUCAGGCCCCGCCCCCGCCAAGAAACCUUUUAAUAAAGAUUUUAUAUUUCUCUAUGAGAAGAAUUAUUAGCCAAAUGUAUUUAACUAAUAUUGCAAUGCUUUAAUUUGUCUCACUGCAGGCACAGGGCAUAUGUGGGGGGGGGGUGUGUGUGUGUAUAUAUAUAUAUAUAUAUAUAUCUCUAUAUCUCUUAGAGAAUUCCAAGUAGUGGGGCUAUUUUGUUUGUGUAUAUGAAAAAUGCAACAGAGUAUUUAAAUAGGAAUUAAGCACCCAUAUAAAGAAAUGCAGAUAAUUCUAGAGAGUUUGCAGAAAUAUCCACAUCCACUUUGUCCACAUAUUUAGGUUUAUUCGCUAAACAAACAAGUUGAUGUACAUCUAAAUUAGACUUUAGUACACACCUCCAGUUUGUUUCCAUUUUAUGUUGGUACUGCGCAAUCCGUUUUCUAACAGUCCUUCCUUUCUCAUUGCAGUAUCCACAGAUGUACUCUGACAAGGAGAAUGUGUUUAAUUGUAUCCAGAGAGCACAUCAGAACACACUGGAAGCAUAUCCCGCAUGGUUGAUCUUCCAACUGAUAGCAGGUCUUGCAUAUCCAGUAAGUUAAUGCAUUUGUGUAUGUAUGAACAUUAUUGUGAGAUCCAGCAUUUUUGUUUGUGUCCUAGAACAUCAUAUAAUAAUAUGCCACAAACCCUGUCUAAAUGAAAAGCUGCAAUUCAAUGUCAGAUUAGUUUGAAUUCUAAUCUGACAUUGCACAGUUGCUCUGAUUCACUAUAAUCUGUAGAAAUUCUAAAUGUUGUUCAUACAGUGGGAGGUGGAUCUAGACCAGGGGUUCCCAAUUGAUGUUUUCGUGUUGAACCCUUUGACAUAGUGUGUGUGUGGGGGAGUUCCACAAUGUUGAUACACUGACACACAGAUACACACACCUUGAAACACUGUGUGUGUGUGUGUAUGUAUGUGUGUGUCAAGGUGUUUGUAUUUGUGUGUCAAAGUGUGUGCAUCUGUGUUUGUAUGUGUCUGUGUAUGUGUCACCUUGACACACAGAUACACACUGGCACACACCUUGACUCACAAAUACACACACUGACAUACAAACACACACACUGACACAUACACACUCUUUGACAGACACACUCUCACUGACAAACACACAUACUAUUUUACAGACACUGGCAAGAACAGAUACAUUCUUACUGACAAACACAUACACUCACUGACAAGCACACAUUCACUCUCACUGACAGACAUACAAACUCCCUAACACACACACAUACAUUUUUUUUUUUUUAUUAUUAUUUUUUUUUUACAUAAUUAACUCCACCCAGCUCCCAUACCUUUUUUAUGAGUGCUGGCAUGCAGUCCAUGGGGUCCAGUUGGGCUUCUGGUGUGCUGAGCAUGAAGUCCCUGGGGUCCAAAGGGGCUGCUGAGUGGCUGGCGGCGAGGGAGCAGUGGUCUCCCUGCUCAGCUCCCUUGCACGCCUCUUACUGAUGCCGGAGUGACGCCAUAUUCCGGCUCCAGCAUCACUGCAGUGCGCGCAAGGGAUCUGAGCAGGGAGCUCACUGCUCCCUCGCCGCCCGCAGCCAUUUUAUUUUUUAAACUUUUGGCGGAACACCAUUUGGCGAAACGCUGAUCUAGACCAACUAGGUUCACUAAACAGUACAUGGUGCUAAAUUAAAAACUGAAUUGCAUGAUUCAGACUAAACUAGCAAUUCUGUAGGUAAAGUCCAGCAUGAGAUUUUUUCAAAUCUGUUAUUUUAGACUACAUUUUUUUCGAUUUUCUAAAAUUAGUGUUUAGUGAAUUAAUCCCAUUCUAAUUGAAAGGGCUUUUCCAUUUAUCUAUUUGUUUGUUUACUGAUAAAUUAUGUAUAAAAAGAGAAGAAUGGGAAAUAUUACAUUGUAGAAUUGCUGUUUGAAUUGCUGAUUCAAAAUGUCAUAGUAGUAAUCUGUUUAUUUUAAACAGACAUGCCAGUAAAUAGUUGACAUAGCAGUACAUAGUAGUCUGCAAAGAUGGCAGCUAGUGAAAACAGGUGGUGUAUGAUUUUUGUUUGGCCAACAUUAGGUGUAAAAAUAUGAUGUACAAGGUGGGACUUAUCAAGGUGACAAUUACCAUGGAAACCAAUAGAAUGCAGCUCAUAAUUUGCUACUCUGCACUUAAAAUAAUACCUGUUUUGACUUGAUAAAUCUCACAUAAAGUGUAAGUUCCAAAUAUUUAAUUUUUUUUGGGGUGGGGGGGAGGUUUUUUGUAAACACUCCAGCAUGCUUGUCAAUCCUAAAGCGUCACAAGGAUAAUGACUUUGCUCUGUACACAGAAGCAAUGUACUCCUCUGCUCUCACAUCAGUAAAAGCUUCAUUAGCAUUUACUGGGCUGAAGGGAUGUGGAAACGUUGCCCCGUUUGGACUUCAAAUAUGACAUGCUAACUGCAAGCCUGCUUACAAUUCUCUGUGUUAAUUUGUCUUUGGAUUAUUUAUAUUUACUACAGAUAGAAUGACUGCAUUUGCCAAUUCUCUUGUGUCUUUAAUGCUGUUCCUGUAACCGAGCUAAUGCUGUUAUUUUUAUAUUUCCUCCCCCAGUUGUCUGCAUCGGUAUUGGGUGCUAUUUGGGUAACCAGCCGCUUUUCCUACGCCUGGGGAUAUUACACAGGAGGUGAGAACCUACUUAUGGUACACAUGUUAUACUGGCUAGAGGAGACAGAAUCAGGACAGUAUAACAAUACAAUCAUUUACUUGGGUAAUCAAGCAAAUAGUGGGAUGUCUAAAAGUUAUGUUUGUCUGUUUGAGCUUACUAGAUAAGCUCAUGGAACACGCCACUGAAAUGUUGACGAGUCUACUGGGCUUCAACUAUUCACCAACAAUACAUGGAUAAUCCUGACACACCUUAGUGCAUAUUAUAUUUAUAAAUAAUAAUUUUUUAUUUAUUUUUUAUUCGCAUCUGCUACAUAGAUAAUCUUUUGUAUUUUAGGUAAUACUAUCCCAAAUAUCAAUUAAAUAUAUUACUUGUGGGGUGAUAAUGCACCAUUUAUUUUCCACACUACAUGAUAUGUAUGUGACUGUUCCUGAACUGUGUUUCUAAUUCUGUUGCUCUACUUGCAGAUCCACAGAAAAGAAUGAAAGGCGCUUAUGGUUAUAUAGGACUCUUCGGGGUUAUCCUGAUCUCUCUUGCUACAGCUCUGCAACUUCUCGACGUUAUUUAAUUAAAUAACUUACUCUUUGAUAACAUUCCAGUUUGUCUUUAGAAAUUCCUUUUCAGAAUAGGGAUGGAAAUAUAUAGCUGGGUUAGCUCCUGUUACUAUCAAUAUAGAUUUCUGAAAAACAUUUUGUACUAAAAAAUAAAAUACUAAUUAUUCCAUCUUACGUGUGUUGUACUGGAGGUUUUUUUUUCAGUUUUGUUUUCUUUUUAAAGGGUCA
Molecule: messenger RNA, 12764 nt
Organism: Pelobates cultripes (western spadefoot toad)
Lineage: Eukaryota; Metazoa; Chordata; Amphibia; Anura; Pelobatidae
Source: the annotation of a GenBank genome assembly